Patiria miniata (bat star) is the source of this 1930-nucleotide messenger RNA. RefSeq names its product rhombotin-2-like (gene lmo2). The transcript is spliced from 3 exons. Gene Ontology annotation, molecular function: transcription coactivator activity; DNA-binding transcription factor binding. NCBI's taxonomy places the organism in Eukaryota, Metazoa, Echinodermata, Asteroidea, Valvatida, Asterinidae. Bases 353 to 877 code for a protein of 174 amino acids. The record is from RefSeq and is a predicted model, not a curated record. Gene Ontology annotation, biological process: positive regulation of transcription by RNA polymerase II. Gene Ontology annotation, cellular component: nucleus.
CCCCAAAUUCUUCGUCAAAAUCAGCAAAGAUUGCCUUUAACAUAUUUGCAAGUACAUGCCUGUUGCCCUUUUGGUUGAAACCUCACUUUUAUAGACCUUGGAAGAAUGUUGUUAGAAUCUUAUUUUAGUAGAAAUUUGUAAAUCAUUUACAAAUCAUUUAGCCUAAGUCUUAAUAGCAAAUGAAAUAAACUGAAGUUCUUCAAAAGUGUCACCGAUCGUAAAACAUGGAAACAUUUCUUUCCAAAAAGAGCCUUCAUCUGUAAUAAGACUUGAUUCCCACAUUUAUAAGGAAAAAGCAAAACAAAACAAAACUGGACUUUAAGAAGAGAGAUUUGAAGAUCCCUUGGCGGCCAUGACUUCCGGUGACAAGAUGGACGCCACCGUGGGAGAUCUGAUGCGCGCGCAUGCUGCCGUGGUAACCAGGGUGACGUCAAAGGAUCACGAAGGGGGACAGCAGAUUGACCCGAACGGGGAAACGGUAGACGAAGUCCUGAACGUUCACCCGUCGUUUCUGGAAUGCUCAGGCUGCAGCGAGUCCAUACGGGACCGCUAUUUCCUGCGGGCCAUGGACCGGUACUGGCAUGAGGACUGCCUGACCUGUGAGCUGUGCCAGUGCCGGCUGGGAGAAGUGGACUGCUACAUGUACACCAAGAUGGGCCGGAAACUCUGCAAGAGGGACUACCUCAGGUUGUUCGCGCCCAGCGGUGUCUGCUCCGCCUGUAACCGGUCCAUACCGGCCUACGAAAUGGUCAUGACGGUGGCCCCCGGCCGAGUCUUCCACCUCGAGUGCUUCAAGUGCUCGCAGUGCGAGAAACACUUCUGCGUGGGAGACAAGUAUUACCUGAUGGGCGCCAACAUCGUCUGCGAGGACCACUGAUGGAUGAACCAAUCAGAAGACGGGUAGAACUAGAUCAGCUUCUGUGAUUGGAGGACGGUAUCAACAAUGAGGAUUCUUGAGCAAAGUGAACCAAUCGGGAGACGCAUAGGACGGGCCGGUCUGCAGGACCACUGAUGGAUGAACCAAUCAGAAGCCACGUAGAACUAGACGGGCUUCUGUUAUUGGAGGACGGUUUCAAUAAUGUGGACUCUUGAACAAAGUGAACCAAUCAGGAGACGCAUGCCACGGGUGGACUGCUGUGAUUGGAGGCUGUGAUAAUAAUGAGGACGAACGAACUGAACCAAUCGGGAGACGCUUUGAUAGGACUUUUUUUGGAGGACUUUGGGUGAACUGCUUUGAUUGGUGGACGGUGGCAAUAACGUAGCGAACUGAACCAAUCAGGAAAAGCCCUGGAUUGGAUGGACCACUGUGAUUGGAUGACGGUGGCAAUAACGAGAACUACCUGUGAACUGAACCAAUAAAAUUGCACAUUUAACCCUUGGUCGAUCCUCCAGUGAACCAAUCGGAAGCUUGCUACGUGGUGCAAACUUUAAUGGCCUCCCAUCUAGUUUGGCGGCACGAUUUGCGCUCAGGAAAACAUUCACUGAUUGGUUACACACUGGCCAUAUAGAAGCUAAACAGUCAUUGGUCAAUCAUUCAGAACGAUUGCAUUAACCAAUCAACUCUUGCCAUGAAUAAGCUGUCGACCGCAUGUGAUACAAGGGCUCAUCUUUUUGGUCAGAAGAUCUUGCUACACUAGAGAUAGGCCAAUGAGGCUGUUGAUCAAUAUAUUUUUUAAUACAACAGACUUUUCUUCGCGAAAAGAAACGUUCCCUUUCGGGGGACUGGAGUGGAAAAGCUUUAUCACUAAUAAGAUUUGUUUUCCCUCAAAAUUAGUUCGUGGAUGAGGAGAGACAAUAAUCCAAAUGGGCCAUUGAUUAAUUAAAAUUACAAACUAAUGAACUUUUGAUGAGCUUUGUUUGGUAAAUGUCGAUAAAUCAUCAUGCGUCAUUUUACGGAAAUAAACUGAAAGUGCCUGCAUCCUUGAGCCGA